AUGUCUGUCGACCAAGCACUCGACCAAUAUAAGGCCUUUGGGAAUGAUAUAUUUGGGAAGCCAAGAUGGUGGCAUGAGCGCUCACUGUUUUGGUUUCCUCGAGCUAAAUAUUCAAGCCGCAAAACAAGAGAGGCAUUUCAGAAGGUCGUGCUCGAAAGGCUUCAACAGGGCGAGCACGCAGCAGUGACUGAAUCCUUUGAAGACAGAGAAGAUCGGACCAGGACAAUGGUUAUAUCUUGGAGCGUCAAGAAGGGAACUGACAAUAACGGCAAGAAGGGAACUGUCAAUAGCGGCAAGAAGGGAACUGUCAGUAGCGGCUAUAUUUGGAGAAGCUACCAGUUCAAAUCCAAGCUCCGGAGCCAAGGGCCUAAUGGUUGGAGGCCUUGGAACCCUGGGGAUAAAUUCGUACCAAUCUGGCAGGUUGCUCGCGCCACAACUGCUGCACCACGGUAUUUUGAGUCAAUCAAGAUUGACGAUCGGAAAUUCUGGGACGGAGGGAUGGUAGCCAAUAACCCCUCCCUAGUCGCACUGCGGGAAAUCCAUGGCCUUCACGAAACGGUGCCUUCUAUCUUUGUAAGCCUUGGGACAGGCCUAAAACAGGCCACCGAGCAGAGUCAAACCGCACGGAAUCAUGCGUCAGAGGAUGUCAGGCCGGCUCUAAGACGCGCUCUGACAAUUGAUAACGUCUGGCGCAAGCAGGGAUUCAAGAAGUACUCGGAAAUUGGACGGUACUGGAGUAAGCAUAUGACAGAUUGUGAGGGGGAUGAUGGGACGAAUGGAUGGAAUAGCCAUUCUGAUGCAAUUGGACUGAAGAAACGAUAUCGACUCAAUGUGGAAAACAACCUGGCGAAUAUCUCGCUUGACGAGUGGCGGCCAGCAAAAUCUGGAGAGGAAACCCUGCGAUCGAUCCAAGAGCUGACUGAAACCUACCUUUCUCAGGCAGAUACCAUCAACAUGAUCGAGGAUAUUGCAAAAGAAGUCGUCAAGAUUCGACGAAAUCGAGCAAUGACAGAGCGGUGGGAGUCAUUCGCAAUGGAUCUGAGCUAUACUUGUCCCAUCUGUGAAUCAAGGGCACCGGAUGCGAACCGACAGGCCCUGCGAGCGCAUCUUGAAGAAAGUAGCCGGCACACUGGUCCUGGUGGCACGCAGCUGGACCCCGAGGUGGUGGAAGCUAUGCUAAAUGAAGGGCGUGGCAGAAGAGGCACCCCGAGCUGA
Molecule: messenger RNA, 1215 nt
Organism: Clonostachys byssicola
Lineage: Eukaryota; Fungi; Ascomycota; Sordariomycetes; Hypocreales; Bionectriaceae
Source: the annotation of a GenBank genome assembly